Messenger RNA from Colletotrichum karsti, 1086 nucleotides. RefSeq lists its product as uncharacterized. Gene Ontology annotation, biological process: double-strand break repair; DNA recombination. The transcript is spliced from 3 exons. NCBI's taxonomy places the organism in Eukaryota, Fungi, Ascomycota, Sordariomycetes, Glomerellales, Glomerellaceae. The record is from RefSeq and is a predicted model, not a curated record. Gene Ontology annotation, cellular component: nucleus. Gene Ontology annotation, molecular function: DNA binding. Bases 1 to 1086 code for a protein of 361 amino acids.
AUGGCAUCCGGCCACGUUCUCCGCUUUCCCCGGUCGGAUAGGGAAGGCGCUUUUGUCAUCGUCCAGGCUACGCCAACUCGUUCCAAGGCUCUGGAUGUCAAGUUGGUGGGAACCGAUGGCGUGGAGCCGUAUGCUGUCUCAUUGCGUCAUGAUAAGAUCGCGUCUCUUCGUGUUAAGAACAGUCCCUGUUCGGAGGAAGAAUGGGUCUCAAUUUUGACUUCCGUCAUCAGCCAAGAUCCAGCCAACGACGUUGAGGUUGUCGCCUCUGUCGAGGACGAAUCAUCCAUCACCCUUACUGUUAGAAAAAAGGGGAAGGAAUUUUCGCAACGUCUCGGCGCCAUCGAGUUGAGCCACAGCCCGCGUGAACUGAUUGAGCUGUACGACUGGUGUGGCCUGUCGGUACAAACCGCCAACGAGGCGAAGGAAGCUCUAGCUUCAGCGACCGCCAAAGCCAGUCAGCUCGAGGAAACCGUGCGCGACCUCCAAGCACACCUCGAGGAGCUAGUUGCUGCCAAGGAGGCCAAUGAGACGGAAUUGCUAGAGAAGUUCUGUCUCUUGUUAAACGAGAAAAAGCUCAAGAUCCGCCAGCAACAACUACUUUUGGCAUCUGUGUCCGCCAACCCGGGGAGAUUAGCGUCGCCCGCCGUCAAGGAGGAGAACCCAACGCAGGAACCAAACCUGCCCCGCCAAAGGGCCAAGCGUGCUCCCGCCAAGUCACGACAAUCGAAGAGAAAGGAAGCACCCGCGCCAAUUGAAGAAGAUGACUCCGACGAUGGGUUUGAGAGAAUGAACGUUGACUCUGCCGCAAAAUCAGCCACGAAUGCGUCUGACCAGGAACGGGAUACUACCGAGGAUGAGGACGCAACCGCCAGUGAAGAUGAGGACGACGAGCCGGUAGUAGCAUCUUCAUCAUCUACAACAGCACCGGCCAGGCAGCCUUUGCCAGCUAGGGAGAAGCCCAAGCCAGCAAAUGUUGAAGCACCCCCGCCGAAACGCGAGUUGCCUUUUGCGAAAAAGAAGCAGGCUCCAGCCAAACCGCCUCCGCCACCUGCAGGCAGCGAAACUGAAUCUGAUGAUGAGCUGUGA